Messenger RNA from Fusarium fujikuroi IMI 58289, 2109 nucleotides. Its product is annotated as related to BUD7 protein. The transcript is spliced from 6 exons. Gene Ontology annotation, biological process: Golgi to plasma membrane transport. Gene Ontology annotation, cellular component: exomer complex. Lineage: Eukaryota; Fungi; Ascomycota; Sordariomycetes; Hypocreales; Nectriaceae. Bases 1 to 2109 code for a protein of 702 amino acids. Gene Ontology annotation, molecular function: protein binding. The record is from RefSeq and is a predicted model, not a curated record.
AUGGUCGCGCCAGCGGUCCCUGAAAUCACCGAGGAGAUCCUCCACGAGUCGAUCGAUGCACGAACCGAAUCCCUCUCUGGUCUAAGAGAACUUGGUCCUCCCGAUCUUGUUCAUCUUCUCAAACAUGCCGUGCGAAACCCAGCUAAACAGACUGGUGUCUACCACCAUGUUACCGGUGUCGAUGCAUCCUCUUCUGCGAGUCUAGCAGCAUAUAUUAAUACCCUGACCUACAAAGAAUCUGGGCCAAAUGCGACCAACAAGAUUGUCGAGGGUGUCUAUUGCUGCUACAAUGCCUUCUCGCGACUCGACAUGCGCGUACACGUAUCGAUCCCUGGAACCGUAGAAAGCUACUGCGUCGACGAACGAGGCGAAAAGAGGAAGGCAUCGGACGAGCUUUGGCUGGAGACUUAUCUAUGCAGCGUUCUUCGAGCUUACUCGUACGCAGACGACGGUAGCGGCGAUACUAUUCGAAAGAUUAUGGGUGUUCGAAGAUUCAAUCCUGUGACAAACACUGAAACCGAGCAUCGUUUCCUCCAUGCUGCAGAACAGCUCUUCUUCAGGGGAUGGCAGCUGGGUUCCGAUUCUGUGGUUCAGGUGCCUACUAACGUGUCGAAUCACCUAACUACGGGUCUGCUCAAGUACCUCGAGACAACUGGACGCUAUGCCUCUGGAAUCAACUUGUUUGAGAAGCUCCGAACGCAAAGCGUCGAGGUAUCAUCUCUGCUGGCAAAGGUCAUGUUCAUGGGACACGAGGAGGUUGCUGGCGUCCGAACGCUUCACCAAUCUUUACAAGAGACCCCAAUGGACUAUGUCAUGCUCGACACUCAAGCUGAAUUCUUGUUGCACAAGGCCAAGAGCGCCCCUACGCCUGAGCUCAGAGACGAAAGACUGAAGAUGUCUCUUGGUUGUGCGGAUCGCGCUACUGUCGCCGCCCCAACCGAGUUCAGCACCUGGGCGAGACUGGCUCAGGUUUACGUAGCCAUGGAAGAUUGGGACAAUGCGCUUACCAUCCUCAACUCAUGCCCUAUGUUCACUUACCAAGACAAGGACACGCCUCUGAUGCCAGAACCAAAGGAGGUUCACUUGCCGACUCUCCCUGAAACUCGCCUUGACGAGAUUGAUAGCGAGCCUGAAUCGCGAUACUCAGAACAGGUUGACCCUAGCUUGCUCAAUCUACGAGCAGCAUCUUACAGGGGCACUUUUAAGAAAGCGUACGAUAUUCUGACCGAGAUGACUGCCAAGAUUGGUUGGGACCAGCUGCUGAAGAUCAGGAGUAAUGUAUUUGUGAUGGAGGAUGAGUACCGCACAGAGAAGCAGGAGGCUACUCAGCCAGCCUCUUCAACAAAGCGAACUCCUAGUACAGAUGGUCUGCGGGGCACACCUGAUCAGACUGUCAACCAAGAUGAAGAGACUGAGGACGAAGAGGUAGAGAAGCUUGAUGAGGCCGCUUCCAAAGCUGAGGGAGCUGGCGAGGAGCUCCCUGCCACCAACGGUACCAGUGAACAGGGCAAGAUCGAGAAGCCUUCUAAUGUUAUCGAUCCAGGCGAGGCAAAGGCGGACAGCGAGACAACCAAGAAUGAUGAGCAUCUGUCCAAGCUCAACACCAAGCGCCUUUGUGAGCGCUGGCUAGACAGCCUCUUCAUGGUGCUCUACGAAGACCUGCGUGUCUACACAAUCUGGCGUACCCAGAUGGCCCAGUACCGCGCCCAGCAGAUGCAGUACAAGAAGUCGGCAGAGGAGUGGGAGAUCCUUGGUUCUCUCGCCGAGCGUCUUCAGCACGUCGACGAAGCCGUCGAGGCGUAUCGCGCAUGCCUAUCAAUCCGAUUCAGCCCCAAGGCCCUCGCCGGCAUCCUACGUGUCUUUGAAAAGACCAAGAGCACAAGAGAGACGGUGGCAUCCGUGAUCCGACUGGUAACAUGGCAGUACCGAUGGUACAGCGAGUUCAGCCCCGAGCUACUGCACACGAUACGGACUCUGAUCGAGGACGAGGGAGCAGUGAAGGUCCGAAGCAUCAUUCAAGCUACUAGUUUGCCGCAGAAUGUGUUGGAUCUCACACAUCACUAUGCUGCGCUGUGCGCAACAUUCAGAAGCAGUGGUACCGACGGUUAG